This is a messenger RNA of Scatophagus argus, 2101 nucleotides long. RefSeq names its product cilia- and flagella-associated protein 100-like. The coding region runs from base 89 to 1897 and encodes 602 amino acids. NCBI's taxonomy places the organism in Eukaryota, Metazoa, Chordata, Actinopteri, Scatophagidae. The record is from RefSeq and is a predicted model, not a curated record. The transcript is spliced from 16 exons.
CAACAUUACAAGGAGACCUUGAAAGCAACUGUUACCAUGACAACAGUACGCAAACAGAAAGAGCUUCGCUUGAAGUGUGAGAAGAUACAUGCUGAUGUAUGAACGGUGUAAUCAGACGCUAACGUAUACACUGAGCCAGAUGCCAGUAGUAAGAUCUGAGAUGUCUUCGCCACAGCCCAAAGCACCAGAGAUUUCUUCAACCAGUGUUGUUGUUUCAGGGACUGAAAGUACUGCCAAAUUACGCAAAACAGAUUCGAGGAUGAAGAGGAGAGAGACUCGACAGAGCCCAUUCAAAGUGCCAGACAGUAAUAGCAUUCUCCUACUGAGCAUAAACAAAAAGGAGGACCGAAAAGAGAAGAUGCAUAAAUACCUGACUUUGCCAAUUGACGAGAAGACGUCCCAUGCAAGAAUGAAGCCCGAGCUGAACAAAGACAGGGUAGAACAAGUUGAGGAAGGGGAACAAGAAAAGGAGAAGAUGAAGAAUAUAAAACAAAUCAAAAGUAAGACAGUUCUCCCUAAACAAACCCAUGGUCGACAUGAGCUGAAGAUGACUAUGAUGAAACGAGAAAACAUUACAAAAGACAGCAAACAUGACUUAAUCUACAUGGAACGGCAGAAGGCAGUGCUGGAGUUAUCUCUAAUAACGAAGAGGUCCGAGAUUGUGAAGAUGGACAAGGCCAUUGUUAAAAUGGAGGAACAGCUGAAUCAGCUCGACAAGAUCAUUGAAGGAGACAACCUCAAGUUUGAAGAGUUCCUCAGGGAGAAUGAGAAAAAGUCUGUGGAGGCCAGAACAUUUUUUGAACAAGAGGCCAAGUCCAAACAAGAGAAGAACACUGAGAUCAAGAAACUGACUGCUGAAAUAGGAACGAUUGAAAGUGAACUGGACACGUUUGAAGAGACCAUGAUAGACUAUAAGAAAUACAAGGAGCUUCUGUUCAAGCUGUCUCCUCCUGAGUGGCAGGAAGCUCAGAAGGCCAAGGCUUUGGAAGCUAAAGUCCGGUCUGACAGAGAUGCGCAGGACAAGCAGAACAGGGAUCCUGAGGAGACAGCCAUUAGGAACGGUUUCGAAAGUGAGGUUUUCGGUCCAGGUAGAGAGCUGCAUUCAAUCAGAGAGACAAGACUGUCCUCAGCCCACAGCGACACACUAGUCACCAGUCCUGAACUGGAUGGUGACAGCCCAGAAUUUGAGGAUGAACCAGAGCUGUACUUCACUGAUCCCCAACAGCUUCUGGGUCUGAUGACAGAGCUGAGAGACCAGACUUUGUCCCUGAUUCACAAUCGUACAAGAGUGGAAGAGACACUGGAAGAACUUCAACAGUCCACAGAGACAACCAGGAAGGACAUUGAAAAGGAAGAAGAACAGCUAACACUGCAGAUAAAUGACAUAAAACAGAGGAUUGAAAAAGAGAAGGCAAGAGGGGCCAAGCUCAAACAGAAGGUUCAGCUCCAUGUGUCACUUAACACUGAAGAACAGGAUGUUAUGUUGGAGGCUCUGGGCGAGAAGGUGACAGAGGUCCAUCACUGCUGCGUAGACAACAGGAUGACCAACCUCAGCACCUUGGAGAAACUGGCCAAUAUUGAGAACCGAAUGUCCUUGCUACUGCAGGACCUUGAGAGGGUCCCCGAGGAAAGUUUAGAGAUGAUGAAGAAGAUCAAGGACAGUGAGAGGCGGACCAGACAGCGUGAAGAAAAGCUGAGAGAGCAGAAAGAGAAACAGAAGGAGAGGAUGAGGAGGUACUUGGAGAGAUCCCUGGCUGACUCCAAGAAAAAAAGUGGGAGAAAGCUCAUGCCCAGAUCCAUGCCUGUUGUCCAGAAAGUCAGGGUCAGCAAUAUGGAUGCCAGCUCUGCUGAAGAUGAGCUCCGCGCCUGCCUCUUCACCUCGGAUGACAUGGAGUAAAGAAAGAAAAAGAAAAAAGAAUGAAAGGACAAAUUUGACAUUUGGUUGGCUAUACUACAUUUAUAAAACACAAUGAAAUACAAUCAUGAAAUGUUAAAUCAAGAGUAGCUUUAUGGUGUAUGUGUGUUUGUGUGUGUAAGAAAGCUGGUACAAAAAUAUGUAUUCAUAAGAGAAUUUUUACAAUAAAAGAGUCCAAAUAGCAGA